AUGGAGGCUGAUUCGAAGACGAGUGCGAGCGAGCUUGAGAAGGCGUCUGCAAAUUCGCACCAACAGCAUGUUGAGGACGUUCCUCUGGACUUCAUUGAUCCUCACCGAGCAGCUCUCGAGAACAACCCUGAACAUGCGGAAAAGUUGUCUCUGUCGACGAUACUGGCGGUCGUUUCUUUGGCAAUAUCAUACAUUUGCCCCAUCUCCUGUGGCUUUUCUCUUGCAACUGGCAUAAUCAUCCCAAUCGGCACGGACCUUGGAGAUACCACCAAGAUUACGUGGCUGGUAGGUGGAUGGUCUAUCGCAUCCUCCGUGUCCUUCUCAAUGGCUGGGGGCUUGAGUGAUGUGUUUGGAAGGAGAUGGACGAUCCUGUCGGGCCAAAUUUUCUGCGUCGUCGGCUCGGUUGUGGCUGCAACGGCACAAAAUGUGAGCACCAUCAUUGUUGCCUCAACGUUUCUCGGCUUUGGUUGUGGCAUUAUCUUCGUGAGCUAUGCCGGUAUUUCUGAAUUGCUUCCCAAUAAGUGGCGUGGAACAGGUCUGGCACUCACCGAAUACGCCAUCAACGUUCCAUGGUGUGCCAAUGUCCUUAUAGCAACUGAGUUGAAUUUGCACACCUCAUUGGGAUGGAGAUGGUGCUAUUACAUUGGGCUCAUCUUUGCUGUGGUCAGCACAUUGGGCACUCUGCUGUUCUAUUGGCCACCCAAAAGACCACAAUUCGAUAUCGAAAAGACUCGCUGGCAAGAAGUCAAAGAGUUAGACUUUGUUGGACUCGCACUUUACUCGGCUGGUUUAGUGAUCUUCCUCAUUGGCUUGACCUGGGCCGGCCAGGCGAAUCAUCCAUGGCGAAGUGCUUCGGUGAUUGUUCCGAUCAUUGCUGGCUUUUGUUGCUUGGUAGCUUGCUUUGCGUACGACUUUACAUUGGCGAAAAGACCACUAUUUCCGCUUGUGGUCUUCAGGAAACUGCGCGAUUUUACCAUGUUGCUCGGCAUCGUCUUUGUGGCUGGGAUGACGUUCUACUCCAUGAUGGCACUACUCCCACAGGCUUCUUUAUAUAUCUUCACAAGUGAUCCGAUAGAGAUCGGAUACAUUGCCCUGCCAAACGGGAUUGUUCAGCUGCUAUUUGGUGCCGUCGCGACAAGCUUUAUGGGAAAGAUCAAAAACUUGAAGUUGCAAAUCCUGGUUUCCCUGGUCAUCCAAACAAUCUUCAUCGCCUGCCUGGCCGCCGUUAUCCCGCAGAAUAAGAUCGGCUGGGCCGCACUUCAGGCUUUUGCGGUGGGGCCUUUUGCAUUAGUCGUGCUGGCUUGCUACGUCGUUGCAGGUCUCAACAUUCCAUUGAAGUAUCUAGGCCUGGCGACUGGCCUGAUAGGGACGUUUCGAAGUAUGGGAGGAAGCGUGGGAAACGCCAUCUUCAAUACGAUUCUUCAGAGCGUGGUAGGCCAGGAUCUCGGCCCUGCCAUAGCGGCCGCAGCUGUUGGAGAAGGCUUUGCUCCAGCAGGUCUCGAUCUACUAAUCCCAGCAACCAUCCAGACCGUGGUCGGCGUUCCAGGGGCCUUUGCAGGUAUUCCGGGAGCUACCCUUACCGUGCAGGAGGCAGCUAUCACCGCAGCCCGGUCUGUCUACGCUAAGGCCUUCCGUAUGGUCUUCUUCAGCACGAUCCCUUUCGGAGUGAUCGCCAUCAUUAUCGGAUGCUUCAUUCGAGAUCCUUCCAUUUACUUGACAAACCAUACUGCGAUUCAUAUGGAGAGGGAAGGUAUUUUUGGCAAGGAAGCGACCACACACGGACACAAGCACGCUGAGCGGGCUCAGGAACUGGCGUUGGAUGAGCAGUAG
Molecule: messenger RNA, 1830 nt
Organism: Cladophialophora psammophila CBS 110553
Lineage: Eukaryota; Fungi; Ascomycota; Eurotiomycetes; Chaetothyriales; Herpotrichiellaceae
Exons: 6
Coding region: 1-1830 (609 amino acids)
Biological process (GO): transmembrane transport
Cellular component (GO): membrane
Molecular function (GO): transmembrane transporter activity
Source: RefSeq, a predicted model, not a curated record